AUGGAUUAUGAAGGUGCUACAUUGGAUUUAUGGUUAAAACAAGAAACACAAACAUCAGCAACUAAAAGUUUACAAGAAAAAUUAAACAAGAUGACUAAUAUAUUAGACGAAGGGACUACAAGACUUGCUACAGCUAUGCAGAAUAAAAGAUUUGGUGAUAUCGAAAUACCUGAAGUACUAAUGACAACUGCUUUUAAAACUAAAUUGAUUGAUAAUAAUGAAAAUUUGAAUCGAUUAAGAAAAUAUACUUUGUAA
Molecule: messenger RNA, 255 nt
Organism: Adineta steineri
Lineage: Eukaryota; Metazoa; Rotifera; Eurotatoria; Adinetida; Adinetidae
Source: the annotation of a GenBank genome assembly